AUGUUUGGAAGAGGUCGAUGUGCAAAAUGUGGUGAACCACUUGAUAAUGAAGAAGUAAUUUUUGUUCUUGGACAUUUGUAUCACUUAAAUCAUCUUCGCUGUAAUUAUUGCGAUACUCGUAUAUCUCAUGUUGAACAAGGUUUCAUUCUCGAUGGCACCAAACUUGCAUGUUCUCGAUGCCUCGACAAUCUUAGUCCUAAAUGUUAUAAAUGCAAGAAAUCCAUUGUUCACGAAUACACUUCACAUGAUGGUCACCUUUACCACCGCGACUGCUUCAAAUGUGCUAGAUGUCACCGUGUUUUGGAUACUGAAUAUUUCGAAGAUGAAGACAGCCGUCCACUAGACAGAGAUUGCUGUUGGGGACAAGUACUAAUGGAUCACAUUGUCCGCGAUAUUGAUAAUAUUGUUCCUUCCAAGUAUUAA
This is a messenger RNA of Thelazia callipaeda (thelaziosis nematode), 423 nucleotides long. The record is from the annotation of a GenBank genome assembly. Lineage: Eukaryota; Metazoa; Nematoda; Chromadorea; Rhabditida; Thelaziidae.